Molecule: messenger RNA, 812 nt
Organism: Mesocricetus auratus (golden hamster)
Lineage: Eukaryota; Metazoa; Chordata; Mammalia; Rodentia; Cricetidae
Gene: Myl4
Product: myosin light chain 4
Exons: 7
Coding region: 66-653 (195 amino acids)
Cellular component (GO): myosin II complex
Molecular function (GO): calcium ion binding
Source: RefSeq, a predicted model, not a curated record
GAGGGGCCAUCUCUCCGCUUUUGGUUCCUUUUAGGUCCCACCUCCACCAGAGGCCCCAAGACAACAUGCCUCCCAAGAAGCCCGAGCCUAAGAAGGAGGCGGCUAAGCCAGCCGCAGCUGCAGCCCCCGCUCCAGCUCCUGCCCCAGCUCCCGAACCCCUCAAGGACUCUGCCUUUGACCCCAAGAGUGUGAAGAUAGACUUCAGUGCUGACCAGAUCGAAGAGUUCAAAGAGGCCUUUUCACUGUUUGACCGGACUCCAACUGGAGAAAUGAAGAUCACUUAUGGGCAGUGUGGGGAUGUUCUACGUGCCCUGGGCCAGAACCCCACCAAUGCAGAGGUGCUGCGUGUUCUGGGCAAACCCAAGCCUGAAGAGAUGAGUUCCAAGACACUGGACUUCGAGAUGUUCCUGCCCAUCCUGCAGCACAUCUCCCGCAACAAGGAGCAGGGCACCUACGAGGACUUCGUGGAGGGGCUGCGGGUCUUUGACAAAGAGAGCAACGGCACAGUCAUGGGGGCUGAGCUUCGGCAUGUCCUUGCUACUCUGGGGGAGAAGAUGAGUGAGGCAGAGGUGGAGCAGCUGUUGUCCGGGCAGGAGGAUGCCAAUGGCUGCAUCAAUUACGAAGCCUUUGUCAAGCACAUCAUGUCCGGGUAGAGUGGAUUUCUCCAGGGUGCUUGACCACCCAUGGUGGAUGUCACAGAGUCCGACUCACAUUGUGUCACAGCUCUACAACUCCCAGACCCACGACUUUCCCUGUAAAUAAAGAGCCCAGCACCAAGUCUCACCAAUCCCUGGGCUGUUUUGCAAAACCUA